This is a messenger RNA of Coregonus sp. 'balchen', 11950 nucleotides long. Lineage: Eukaryota; Metazoa; Chordata; Actinopteri; Salmoniformes; Salmonidae. The record is from the annotation of a GenBank genome assembly.
AUGUACGCUCAGUUCGUGCUGUAUAUGAUGAAUGUGGGAGAAGUAAAUACAUGUGAAGUCUCGCUCCAGUUUUACCUGUGUUGUCCAUUGGUGUUGGGCAAAUGGGCACCAAGCGGCUGUUGAUAUGCUAAUGAGGGAAUGCGAAUGUUAGUACAGUGGUGCGCGAGCCUUUUACUUCCACCAUUAGAGGGAGAUCUCAGAGCGCAGACAGCCAAGUUGACCUAAAACAGUUUGAGCUAGAGCACAAUUCACUGUGUAAAACAAGGAAAGGCGCUCUCAAUACCCACCACAACCCAUGAAAAUGCUUUGGAAAUUAACUGACAAUAUAAAAUAUGAAGAUUACGAGGUAAGAGGCUCAUAUUUUAUUUAUUGCAGUUUUCAUGUCAUUAAUGGCGUACUGUUUUAUUUGUAUUUUGUCAAAAUCUCUGAUUGUUUUGGCAGUUGUCUGGAAACAUAUUUAAUUCAAGAAUACAAAGAUGCAUACUGGUUUAUUUCAUAUGUUCGAUAUGUUUCUAUUUUGAUACGGACUCAUUAUAGUUUUUAAUGUGUAAAAAUAUACAUUUUACAGUUUCAAUAUUUAUAGUGCAAAUAUUGUAAUAAUAAUCAUCAUCGUCAUCAUAACAGUCAUAUUAAUAGUAAUAAUCAUACAUUUUCACAGCAAGCAAGUAGAGUAAUACAUGUCAAACCCGAAGCACAGGCAAUAACAGAGACACAUAUGUUUAUAUAAUUUAAAACGAAAUUGUGUAAAAUAGGACUCAUCAAAAAUCAUUGCUGAACAAUAUGUUAAAUGUAGGCCUACAUAGAAUGUAAGAGAAUGUACUUAGGGAGACAUACUCAACAUGCAUUAGCUGACUGUCAUCGAAAAGGUAUGUUUAAAAUAAUGUGUUUACAUUUAUAAAACAUUAUGGGAUGCCUAUCCCUAAUAUUCUUAUGAAAUAAGUCGUGCAUUUCGAGCCCUUAGCUUGUGCACAGGCUGAGUGAUUGUUUUUAUAGCAUACACAGAAAGUUUAACAGUCAUAUCAGGGAGUUGUUUAGGAGUGGUGCAGCCAGUUGAACAUGUUUUGCCCGGGUCUGGAGAAGGAAUAAAGGCACGUCAAGAGCAGGGAAGAAACGCUGGGCUUGUGGGCUUCUCUGCACGUGUUUGAAUUUGUGAUUCUCUCAAACAAGUUAAAUUUAAGGGUAACGUACCUGUUUCUGUUAAUAGAAAUCAAUGUUAACUACACCGUGUUUUCAUAAUGGAUACUCUUUCGCUGCUUUGACAAAACGGUCGCGUACAAAUAGGUUAGUAGGGGAAGUGGAUUUCAUAAGCGUGCGAGGUGCGUUAUCCGUAUGAAAACUUUGGAAUAUAUUUGCUCCGAGUUAAAGUUAGCUCGGCUGGCGUAGUUUGAAGUCGAAUAACCGAGGAUUCAUUCAUUGGAGAUAUUCGGGAAGGGCCAUGGAACGAGAGGCGUCGGAAUCUAAAGUGGAAAACAAAGGGACAGGGCGAGCAGACAACCGCCCUCUGAACAGUAGAAAUGUGCCAGCCGAGAUGCCCUCAGCGUUUGCUGGAUUUUCACACGAAUCAGAGGUGCACAUUGUUUCUUUCCAUGAGUCUUCCUCUCUCUCUGGUCACCCCUUCAUUCUGUCUUUCUUUCACUUUUGCUUGCCCUCGAACCUUUAAACCCCCCCCCCCCCCCCCCUCUCUGAUUCGUCAGAUGCAAGAGAAUGUCCCUCUUUUUGUCUCCCGCUCUCUCUCUCCUCCUCACUCACUCCCUCUUUCUCUCCUCGUCUCUGAUUAGAUAUACUGAUUCCUCAUUCAAUGGACGUCAUUUAGUGCAGACUCUGCCUCGAGUUGGUUCCUUGUUCACGCUCGAUUUCCGACCAUUCUACCCUUAUUAAGAAUUCGUGUAGCCUAAUAUUAAUAGUCAUGAAUAUCUGCUAUUAGGAGUCCAAGGGAAGAAGCAGCUCUUUGCUAAUAGAGCUCAAGCGAAGGAACAGCAGUGAUAGAGCCAGAAGACGGAACAGGGACACAAUAAACUUUAAACGUAAAUCCGCAAGACCAAACACUGCAUUUUAGAAUCGAAUGAAAGGCAGUGGGAAUUUAACCAAAUUCUAAUGGAUUAUCGUUCUUCGGUGGUGCUUAUCUGAACAUUGGGCUCCGUGAUCUUUCAAUAGUGUUGUUGCUGGCUUUAUUUUGUUUGCUCGUACAUUUUCCUUGUUUUGUCGUUUUAUUCAGAAAAUUAUAUUUUGAAUCGCUCGAAAAUCGUCGCAGAUGUUAGUGCACAGUUUUUCCGCGAUGGUAAGUUGGACUCCUUGGCAAAGACUGUGAUAGGCCUAUACUUCGUGCAGCAUUCAGACUCCGAUUAUUGCAUUUUUUUAUCAAAUCGUUUUGCAAAGAUAUCAUACAGACAAUUUAAGCAACAACAAAAAAAAGGAUGCAACAUUGCUCUCACAUUUUAUUUCAGUAUCGAAAUAUUCCAACUGUAGGCCUAUUCAUAUUUUUUUUUUCGAAAACCAUCAAAUACGAAUGGAUUAUUGGCCUACAGUAAUUAUCAAUGUUAUUAUUGCUAUCUUUAGUAUUACUGUCAUUAUUAUUAGGCUAGUAUUGCUCCGUUCAACAGGGAACUGAUUUAAUUCAAUAGUGCCCAUAGUUGAUUUUAUUUCAACCAACGAAUUUGGAUACACAUGCAAUAGGCCUAAUGGUAGUUGACAGUCCAUAAAAGUCCCCGUGAAAACGGGUAAAAUGGAGGGUUGGUGUAUAGGUUUAAUUUCUCCGAUUCCUUUUUCCUGCAGGAUCGUCACGACGGUACCAGCAAUGGGACUGCCAGGCUACCUCAGCUGGGAGGCGUGGGCCAGUCUCCGUAUAGCGCCCCUCCGCUCUCCCAUACCCCAAACUCCGACUUCCAACCACCAUACUUCCCCCCGCCGUACCAGCCCAUCUACUCCCAGUCUCAGGACCCCUACUCGCACGUCAACGACCCCUACUCCCUCAACUCCCUGCACGCUCAGCCGCAGCCACAGCACCCUGGCUGGCCGGGUCAGAGGCAGAGUCAGGAAAGCAGUUUGCUUCACCAGCACCGCGGCUUGCCCCAUCAGCUCUGUAGGGAGUACCGGAGAGAAGUGCUCCUGCCGUCGGGCCACGGAAUCGAUACGGGACUCUCAGAUUCUAUCCCAAUCCAUGGAAUACCUCACUCUUUAGAAGAUGUUCAGGUAAUUCAGCAUUAUUUGGUAAUUAUAUUAUUAUUACUAUUACAUUAUUACUAUCACAUUAUUGUUAUUAUAAUCAUAAUAAUUGUUAUUAUUAUUAUUUUGAAAUUAUUAUUACACGCGUAGACUUCUAUUAAAGUUUGCUGCUCUAAAUUGGCAGCUCUGUAUUAAAUGUUACGGCCUACAUUUUAUGACUCAAUUUUAUAAAUGCAGAAAUAGCAAAAGAUUAUGUCCAUAAUUGAAUUUAAUUGACAGAUGCCUUUUUAUAUGAAUGUAUCAACAGCAAUUUGAUUUUACAAACGACUUUCGAGUCAAACAUGUUAUACAAGCCUACUUGCAUGGAUUAUUCAGUCUAUAUUCUCUAGCUGUGUUUGCACGUUAUUUGCCUUAUUGGGGAUAAUUUGUUGACCCCCUCCCUCCACUGAAAAUAUGCAUAGUGUUAUAAACAACACUUACCCUAAACAAACAGAUCAAAACUGCAGCUCUGAGGACUAUAAUUUGAUCUCAAACCCCUCUCACAAAAUGGAUGAUGUACCACGGUUGUUGAUUCAUAUUCCCUGUCAUUUUUUGACUUGAUUCUGGAUAUCCUCCCUUCAUCUUUAAUUUAAUUGUGCUCAUUGAAAAUACUCACUCAAGCCCGAAUACGAGCGGGGUCUGUGAGCAAUAAUACAAUAGUCCACUCGGGAGUUUGGCAGAUGCAGGCGCACUAACUGAGCACCAUGUUUUAGAUGAAGUUCCAUCGCUCAGCAGAUAAUACGAAGACAUCGAAUAAGUAAAGGAAGCGUUUUGUUUUUUUCGAAAACAAAGGCCUAAUCUCCAAUUAGCGUGCACUGUGUGUAACACCACCGUUAUUCAUAAUACAAUUAAUAGUUAUUCGUAAGUAUCCAGUCUGUGGAUGGAACGAGGUCACGAUUAUAGGGUGACAGAGCUUCGUUGUUUAAUCUGGUGUGCACCACGCACGCUGCCCAACAGCUAUAGACAAUAUCCCUCCCCUUUAUUGAAAAUAAUAACAGGUAGCCUAUAGGCCACCCAUAUUGUCUGAUUGUGGGCUACAAGCCAGCCUUUUACAAACAGCAUGACAUGUAAGAUUAAUUCCAUUGUAUUCUUUAUUAAAUAGUGUUUGUGCAUGUGUGUGUUGCAGCAUAUUGAGGAUCAAGGAAUUCACAUCCCAGAUCAGACUGUAAUUAAAAAAGGUAAGCAAUUUCCUUCGAGAUGCCAUGCAUGUUUGCACAAGCUGCACACCACACCACUCUGCUCCGGAGCUCCGUGCGGUAGCUAGGGCUUCACUGAAGUGAAUUCAUGUGCAGUGUUUUUUAUUACCUGAGCUCGAGUGCAUCAAACUAACUGCACAUUUUUUAAUCGAUGAAGGCCAAUGUCAGCGUUUCAAAGUAGUGAGAUGAGAAUAUGUCCUAUAUAGGCUAUGCUGUAUCCUAUCGUUGUUAUUGUGUUGCAUCUUUUUCGCUCGAUAUCGUUUAUAGUCAUAUAGGCAACCCACCGGGUAAAACUGGCUGAAUCAACGCUGUUUGCACGUCAUUUCAACCAAAACAAAUCUAUGCGAUGAUGUCAACGUGGAAAACUGAUUGGAUUUGAAAAUAAGUUAACCUGAAUCCAAUGACAUUUUAUGUUGAUUUCACGUUGAAUUCACGUUAGAUGACAACGCAACCAAAUGUAAAUCAAAACUAGACGUUGAACUGACGUCUGUGUCCAGUGAGCAGUUCUCUUUGCACUGCAGGAGCAAAUCUAAAAUGGCAGUUGUUAAUGCCGUAUGUAUUAAGUAUCAGGAUGAUACAAGGAUUCCCACGGGGGGCCAGUAUGAAAAAUGUUUGCACUCACUAACUGUAAGUCGCUCUGGAUAAGAGCGUCUGCUAAAAUGACUAAAAUGUAGAAAAAAUACCAGAUCCUGCAUGAAGGUGGAAAAAAUCUUAGCCUGCAAAAAUAGGCAAGGUCUCUAAACCAUUUAUAGAGUCCCAUUCCAUCAGUGUUUUACAUAGCUGUGGUUGUUUAUUGAAUAAUGCGUUCAGUGUUGCAUUAUAUAGAUGGGCCUAGCAUAAUUGCGUGUGAAUUCAAUUGUUUUCUCCUAUACUAUAUGACCAUUUCGGGCGUGUGAGGCCUACUUCAUGGUCAGGUUGAAUGUUACUCCUCUCGCCAUGUGGAGUCUUUUGUCAAGUCAAAUUAGAUGCGCUGGGGAUGAAUCUUGAGAGAUGCUCUUUCCGCAUCAGCAUGAUAAUUGGCUCUUAUAUUAGUAAUCUCAAGAGUUCGUUUAGCUCCUAUUGUCUCUAUUAAUCUCCCGUGAGCUCUUAAUGUCACAAGUGAUCUAUCCAAAAGCGCUAGUCCCUUUGUCUCCGGUUACUGCACACAAAACGGUAACCCUUGCAAAGUGAAAUCACACGCGCGACCAUGGAUAUUUGAAAAUCAGCUUCUCUCAGCGUGAUGUGUGUGUAUUGUACUAUUGCAACAUAGAGUGUGCGCGAGUCUUCAAAAAUGUGUCAUGUUUCAGAGGUCAAAUUUUAUAGAUAGCCUACCCUAAACAAAUAUUGAGUCUAUAGGCCUAUAACAAGGCCUGCAAUACGAUACAAUUGUUUUUAGCAAUGGCUAACCCUUUGUGCAGAGGCCUAAUAACACCAAUGAGAAAACAAUACAUAUAUUAUUAUUAGGCCUGUUAAUAUAAGGUGUUAUUAUAUUCGUGUGAAUAGUAUCAUUAUUAUUUGGCCUGUCAUAGCCUACUCUAUACCCAUUGUUUAAAUGAUGUGUAAGCCUCUACACCCACAAUGCGUUUGAUAUGAAUCUCAUAUGGUUAAGGGUCUACACUGAAUGAGAUUCACUGAACUUGGUCUUUGUGUUCCCUAGGUCCAGUUUCUUUAUCCAAGAACAACAAUGUCUCCGCCAUUGGGAUAAAUAAAGACGGUCUUUUUGGCGGUGUGGUAAACCCCAACGAAGUGUUCUGCUCUGUUCCGGGUCGCCUGUCUCUGCUCAGCUCCACAUCAAAGUACAAGGUCACGGUGGCGGAAGUGCAGAGACGACUUUCGCCGCCUGAGUGCCUCAACGCGUCACUGCUGGGCGGGGUACUGAGAAGGUGAGCCGGACUUUAAUGUCUCUCCUCAUUUUUUAUCCCAGGAAUAAUUAAAAUCGACCAAGCGUGACACCUGCAUUUAAAACAGGCCAGACGACAGACUGUUAAAUUCCGUAUUAACUUUAUGCACGCACUGAAUUUGUUUUCUCGCAAUGUAUAGCCCACAAAUUAAUGUAGGCCUCUUGGCCCUACCCUCAGUCCUAUAACACUUGUUAAAGCACAUCACAUAGGCCUACACCAAAAGUAAACCACUGUAAUGUUCGGUCUAUUGAUUCCAAGCUAGACGCAAAGCCAGUAUUUUGGGUGUACAUUGUGUAUUUACUCAAAUAAAGCAGUGACAGUGAGUUGACAAUGCAUAGCCUAUAUCCACACACAAAUAGGCCUAUAGACACCGAUAUAUAGUUACAGAAGCUUAUGGAAGAAACAAAUGGCAUUGUUAUUUUUUUAAACAAGAUAGCUAUCUCUCUGAUUAAAUAAUAUGAUUAAUAACAUGAAUAUUCAUUCAACUAUUUUUGGAUCAGAUAUUGUGUCCAAUGAGGGUUGAAAAAAAAUGAAACAUGCCAUUUUAUAAAUUAGCCUAUUCAUACAAACUAUUUUUUUUUUCUUGUCACAGAGCCAAGUCUAAGAACGGCGGAAGGUCCCUCAGAGAGAAAUUGGAUAAAAUCGGAUUAAAUCUACCUGCAGGUAGACGCAAGGCCGCAAACGUUACCCUGCUGACGUCACUAGUCGAAGGUAAGUUGCAUUGUAAAUUUUCUGAAUUCCGGUUCCGGCGAUAGCAGGUGCUUUGAACGGUUUCAGGGGGAACAUUCGAAAUCAGUACAUCCGUGUAAUUUGGGCAGACUUUGCCUUGCAAACAAAUAAUGCAUGAAGGAUACCUGUGUAUUUUUGAGCGAGAGGAUGAUGGUAAUGAUUCUAGAGGCUUUACGCAACAUUGACCUGUGUAUUUAGCCUACCUGUGUGCAAUCUUCUCUUUGUAAAAGUGCAUGGGCCUAAGGCUACCACACUCUGAGGUAGGAGUCGGUUAGCCUGGCUGGCCUAGUUUGUGCCAGAUGAAUUAGGCUCGUUGUUGACGCCGGGUUAUGGGCAUUUGCUUAAUUAUUGUCUAGCGGGAGUGCGGAGCUGUUUCACCUCUGGCAAAAGUGGAUCGAUUGAUUUAUUAUAUUGAUUUAUUAUAGUGGCUUGUUGUCAUGAACGUUGUUAUAAGGCGUUUAUUAUUAUUAUUCUAGUACUAGUAGGCUAGUAGUAAUAAUAAUAGUAGGGCUAGGCUACCGCUACUGAUAUUAUUCACUAUUAUUUACACUGGCCUCGUUCCUUCUUUGUCAUGGAAGUGGAACGGACCUAUGGAGGAACUAUAUGUUGUGAGCCUAUUAAAUAAUAUAAAUUAGUCAAUUAUGGUGUACUGUGAGGAUGCCAUUGCUAUUGAAUAAAUCAAGUUUGCUUGCAAAGUUGAACCGUAUUAUUCAGUGCGGUGGUAUUUGGUGAGCUGUGGGUUUUAAAGGUGAAAGCCUGGGAUGGUUCAUUGGUUCCUGUUAAUCAUUACAGCCGAAGAGUGAAUGCAAUAUUCAUUGUGCUUCAUUGAAAUGUGGUAAUGUAUGGUAAUGAGGCUGAACAAAUGUAUGAUUCUUUGGGGGGGAGGGGGGGGGGGGGGGUGAAGGUGCUCGGUUAUUUAGUGAAGAGACUAUGCUUUUUUCCGAAGUGCUGUUAUUGUUUAUGAUCCGCUCCAUUUUAUGGAAACGACAAAUGAGUUUACUGGGCUUGAGCUUUGACGCUAAUUGGCGGGCAUGCGUUCUUCUGGAGUUGAGGUUUAUGUCAGGAAGCCCCGCAGUAAAAACCCAACUGUUUCAGGAAAUUCAAACCAAAAUCAACAGAAAAGCCAGACCUCAAUGGAAUGAACCUAUAAUUCUCAAAGCUAAAGUAUGUAGGAGCGAGAUUUACGUAUAUAGCCUUUUAAAAUUGCUUUCCUAUUUUGCAUUAUCUGCUGGACUUUCAAUAAUGUUUAGAGAUGGCUAAUGAAUGACAUGGUGUUAUGCAUGACGAUCUUUAUGACAUUUUGAAUUGUUUCCCUGAUAUUUAACUCUUCUCACAAAAUGACGUAUGGGGCCUGACUUGUAUUAAUAACAUUUAAUUUUGUUCCAUAAUGUGAUAGAAGGAAUGCUACAGGUCCUAUAUAGCCUUCUGCUUUAGACAUUGAUACGAAGAGAAGGCCUUCUCUUUGGCCGAGGACGUUCAUUAGAUGAAUCAUGUGUUAAGUGGAAGUGUUAAUUGGUCUAUAUUUGAUGUCACCAUUUCAGAGCAAUAUAUUAUACACUCAAACCAUUCUUUCCUCCUCAGGCGAAGCGGUGCAUCUUGCCAGAGAUUUUGGUUACGUGUGCGAGACUGAGUUUCCAGCCAAGGCAGUAGCUGAAUAUACAAACCGUCAGCAUUCCGACCCAAACGAACAAGUCCAAAGAAAAAACAUGUUAUUGGCAACGAAGUAAGUGUUAUGUUAUCACAUUUCGUAUGUCCCCAAAAAAUGUUUUCAAGUCAUUCUCAUGUUUACAUCGACAGUGUUUGCAAACACAAACUCAAAUGGAUGGUCGUGGUAGAUUUUUUUUGUAGGCUUUUGUAUAGAUUUCACAUGGAUUUCUAGUGUUACAUUUAUGGCCUUGCUAUUUGGGUUACAUUGUAGUAUUUUUUACCCCACUAAUUAAAUGCGACACAUUACAACUGGCCCAACAAAUUAUUGGAUACAAAUGUAUCGACUAAUGUCAAAUUAUUUUAACUUCUAAUGCGCGGGAUGAGUCAUCACGUGACGUUAUGCACGCGAUACAAUGCUCAGUGAACAAACACUUUUUGAAUUCGACCCUGGCAACUAAUAUUACUGAAUUUUAAAUCCCAACUCUCUUUUUCAUUCGAUUCAUGCCAAACAUUUUUUGCAAUGGUGCGUAAGCAUAGAAUAAAACACGUGGACGAAUAGGCCCUAUAUUAGCCUAUCCAAGCUGGAGUGUACUGUCAUCAAAUCAAAUCACAUUUUAUUGGCCACAUGCGCCGAAUACAACAGGUGCAGACAUUACAGUGAAAUGCUUACUUACAAGCCCUUAGCCAACAAUGCAUUUAUUUUAAAUAAAAAAUUAGAAUAAAACAACCAAAAAGUGUUGAGAAAAAAAGAGCAGAAGUAAAAUAAAAUAACAGUAGGGAGGCUAUAUAUACAGGGGGGUACCGGUGCAGAGUCAAUGUGCGGGGGCACCGGCUAGUUGAGGUAGUUGAAGUAAUAUGUACAUGUGGGUAGAGUUAAAGUGACUAUGCAUAAAUAAUUAACAGUAGCAGCUGCGUAAAAAGAUGGGGUGGGUGGGGGGGGGGGGGGGGGGGGGGGGGGGGGCAGUGCAAAUAGUCCGGGUAGCCAUGAUUAGCUGUUCAGGAGUCAUUGGUGGGUCGAUUGAGCGGGCCUCAUCCACACGCAACCAUUGUGUUUGCUGUGAUUGGGAUUGCAUUGACACAUAGCUGGUUCAACUCCAACAUAACCUUUCCCCACUGCAUUAAAACAUUUCGACACUAUAGUAGGCCUAUCACACUAUAGCCUAUAGCCUAUGUCACUUUGAGCAAAUAUGCCAUAGGCCACACUAAUGCUGUGCUACCAACUAUAUAAAUUAUAUAAAUUAAUAGGAUUUUUGGCCACCUCUCGUAUCCCGAAUUAAUAUUAGGGGCAGACUGGCAUUAUUAUUGUAAUUAACACAUAUAUUGUCUCCCCUUUUAGGCAAAUCUGCAAAGAGUUCACAGACCUGCUUUCCCAGGACCGUACGCCCUUGGGGAAUUCUCGACCACAACCUAUUCUUGAGCCAGGGAUUCAGAGUUGCUUGACCCAUUUCAGUCUAAUUUCUCACGGAUUCGGGACCCCGGCCAUGUGCGCGGCCCUCACCGCUCUCCAGAACUAUCUGACGGAGGCGAUUAAAGCCAUGGACAAAAUGUACCUGAACAGUCACUCAGACAGCGGAACUAAAGGAGGAGACAAAGACGAGAAGCACAGAAAGUGAUUCUCACCUGAAAGCCCAAUAUAAAUAUUAUAAAUACAUAUAGAUACUAUUGAUCAAGUAAACGUGCCACUUCCUGAUCUCGCGAUGAUUUUACAUGUAUGUUUUUACUACCAUUCAACUUUGGAUUUUCGGGAAGCGACGUGCAAGAUGCCCACAAUAAUUAAUGAGAGAGAAAAAAAAUUUGAAAGGCGCAAAGGAACCGCUCCAGAGAGAGAAAGGUCUCUGCCACAUGGAGGACUUUUUAUGUAGGCCUGCUCCCUCUUUUUAUGAGCUGCAACGGACUGAAAUCCAGUGACCAUUAUAUCUCAAUUUAUGAUUGUAGCCAUAUGACAAAAAGAAGCUAAAAGAGGAUGAAUUCCUAUCAGUAUUGUGAAUAAUAUUCUUGGAAAAAUCCACAGUUACAUGUCAUGACUUCAGUUGCAGACUCUCACUCCAAGCGACCAACUUGAACUUUGUAUUUCAACACGAUUCACGGUUAUAUAAGGGAAUCUGUGUUCAUGUAUGUAUAUAUUGAUUUAUGUGUAAUUUAAUGGGAAUUGUAAAUAUGGUGCGUCUGUUGAAACUUCUUUUUUAUUUAUCUGUUGCCUCCUGUUUUAGUGGGUUUAAAUAUUCGGUUAGUUCUUCAUGUGGUUUUACGGUUCUUAGAAAACAGAAGUUUGGGGUAUUUUUCUCUCUGGGAUAUUUCAAUUCAGCCCUCUUGUAGCAUGUUGAGGCGACAUUGAAGCAAGUGAACAAAUGUAAUAGAAAUAAACCAUCAUUUCUCUCCAUCAUCCUUAUUCCAUUCCGUUCUUUUUGUUGUUGUUGAAAAGAGCAUUCGCGAUAUCCUGAUGAGAACUAUUUUGUGUUUCUACUUCCUUGUUUUUACACAAUACUUUAUGUGUUGUGCCAAUCAGAAUACGUCUCACCUCUUGUUCUUCCCUUGAAGCACCAUAAAAGCAAUAAAUGGAUAUUGUCUUUAGAAUUAUUUUUUUUAUGUUCGAAGUAAUUCCAAACAUUUGGGACCACCUGAUAUCUUGUACGUCCAAAUCGGAGGCGGUUUUAGCUGUAUUGCAUAGACCUCUGCUGGCAAUAGUUCCCACGUCUGUCAAUGUAUUAUAGUCCUUUGUUGCCCAGAAAAAAAUAAAUAUUUGAUACGCUUCAUGUCGAUUUGUAUUCAUAUCUUUUAAUUUUUUUAUUCAGUGGUUGAUAUACGCCCGGGUGUAUUUUCGUUCUUGGCAGUUUUUUUAAAUUCAGCACGGUUACAGUAAUUGAGUUUAACUGUCCCCUGACAAUUGCUCCUUGCAAUAAGCAGCUGAACCCAUUGUUUCCCUCAAGAAGGCAAUAGUAAGUAAAAAAAAAAAAAAAAAAAAAAAAAUUAUAUAUAUAUAUAUAUAUAUAUAUAUAUAUAUACUUUCAACUCAUAGUUCAUAGCACAGGAUCAUUCAAAACCGCAGCAGAGCUUUUUACCGUGCCAAAUGACACAGAAAACAAUGAAUACAUUGGUGUUUGAUGUGUGUGUGAAGCGCCAGCCCUCAAGCGAAACCGUUCUUUAAAAUCAGUGAGAUUUACACGGCUGUGUUGAAGGCUAUUACACCUACCACUCUGUUUUUGUGUGUUUUUUUUAAAGACGUGCAUCAAAUAUUGUUUUAUUACUAGCCUGUCUGUAAUUAUUGGUGUUGUUUGACAGCAUUCAGUUGGAAUAAAA